UCUUAUCACGCACCGCCAUAUUGUAGGAAGGCAAUGUGGUAAAUGAAUAAGAAAAUAUAAUAUUACACAUCUGCGGUUGGUUUUUAGAUUCAUUCGACGCUUUGUGCCUUUGGAUUAUACCUACAUAGUUAGAAUUUACCCUUAAGGUACCACUGAAGAUCUGUCGCAUACUAUUACAAGUGUUUUAGGCACUAGCCAUGCCGACUCCCAAACGGCUGCGUGACCUUAUUCGGGAAAUCCGGUCUGCCCGUACUGCCGCAGAUGAGAGAUCAGUCGUCAACAAGGAAUGUGCCGCAAUUCGAGAUUCAUUCCGAGAUGAGGACAACACCUACAGAUGCCGCAAUGUGGCCAAGCUUCUAUACAUACACAUGUUGGGAUACCCGGCCCACUUUGGUCAGCUGGAAUGUCUGAAGCUGAUUGCCUCACCUCGUUUCACAGACAAAAGAAUUGGCUACCUUGGUGCCAUGUUGCUUCUGGAUGAGAGACAAGAUGUCCACCUUCUUGUCACAAACUCUCUCAAGAACGACCUGAAUCAUCAAACCCAGUAUAUUCAGAGCCUGGCCCUGUGUACGCUAGGAUCAAUAUGCUCUGUGGAGAUGAGCAGGGACCUGGCCGGAGAGAUAGAGAAAAUGAUCAAAUCUUCAAAUGCCUACAUAAAGAAAAAGUCCAUAUUGUGUGCAUUCCGCAUCAUCCGGAAAGUUCCAGAUCUCAUGGAGAUGUAUAUUCCUGCAACACGCUCACUGCUCAAUGAGAAGAAUCACGGUGUGCUCCUCACGGCCGUGUGUCUGAUCACAGAGAUGUGCGAGAGAAGCCCAGACACCCUGCAUCACUUCAGGAAGGGGUCUAGACAUGACCUUGUGCCCCAGCUAGUCAGAAUACUGAAGAACCUCAUCAUGGCGGGCUACUCCCCAGAACAUGACGUGUCUGGAGUCAGCGACCCCUACCUGCAGGUGAAGAUAUUGCGCUUGUUGAGAAUUCUGGGUAAAAGCGAUACAGAGGCCAGUGAAACAAUGAAUGAUAUUCUAGCACAGGUUGCCACGAACACAGAUACAAGUAAGAACGUGGGACAUGCGAUUCUGUACGAGAUUGUACUGACAAUAAUGGGCAUCCAAUCAGAAGCCGGAUUGAGGGUACUUGCUGUAAAUAUCCUGGGGAGAUUCCUUCUAAAUAAUGAUAAAAAUAUUAGGUAUGUUGCCCUCAACACGUUGUUGCGAGUCGUGCAGGCUGAUUACAAUGCGGUACAGAGACAUCGAACAACGAUUGUUGACUGCCUCAAAGACCCGGAUAUCUCCAUUAGAAGACGUGCAGUUGAGUUGUCGUUUGCGUUGAUCAACUCCAACAAUGUGCGUGGCAUGAUGAAAGAACUCCUCCACUUCCUGGAGAACUGCGAUCUAGAGUUCAAGCCAGACUGCUGCUCAAACAUCAUCAUGGCAGCCACAAAAUAUGCACCCAACAAGAGAUGGCACAUAGACACAGUUAUGAAAGUUCUGACAACAGCUGGUAACAGUAUGCGAUCCGAAAUUGUGUCCACACUGAUCCAGCUGAUUUCUGAGGCUACGUCUUUACAUGGCUACACAACUGUCCAGCUGUUCAAGGCCAUUCGAGAUGACCAAUCUCAGCAGCCUCUAGUGCAGGUUGCCGCCUGGUGUAUCGGAGAGUAUGGUGAACAGAUCUUCUCCGAGACCAUUGAAGAUGAGCCUCCAUUGAAUGCAACAGAGGAGGAUGUGGUGCGAGUGUUGGAGAAAAUCCUGGCUGGCAGUAAUUCCUCCAUCAUCACCAAGGAGUACGCCAUCACCGCCAUCAUGAAGCUCAGCUCCAGACUCCCACGCAUUGUACCGAACAUCCAGCGUGUGUUGGAGGUGUACGGAAGCCACACUGAUGUGGAGCUGCAGCAGAGAUCCGUGGAGUUCACCUGCCUCUUCAAUAAGCAUGAUCACAUGAGGUCUGCCCUGUUGGAGCGGAUGCCUCUGCUGGACCAUGCCAAGUGUCGCAACAUGAUGGAGAACGGGGAGAUGGCCAACAUCACAGAGGAGGAUGACCUGCUCAACACCAACAUGGUGGAAAGGACCAAUGCCAUGAACCUGCAGAACAAUCAACAGACAGAGUCGGCCAAUAUUCUGGAUAUUCUGGGUAAUGGCAUCUCAAGUCCGGGCAACAUCACAAGCGAGCCAGAAAAGAGCAGCGGUGUUGAUGACCUCCUUGACCUUCUGGGUGACCUUGGGCCAAUCAGCUCUCCAACAAACUCCGUGCCGGUGCCUCAGAACAACCUCAUGGAGGGCUUCAUACAGCCGUCCCAGCAGCCCCUCAGCAACCAGAUGAAUGGAGGCACAGGCUUCCCGCCAAUUGUGGCUUUCAACAAGAAUGGGCUGCUCCUGGAGUUCAAAUGUGAGCGUGAUGGAGGCCGAGCUGAAGUCACCAUCAUCAACAUGAAAGCCACCAACUCCUCUCCUACUCCAAUCUCAGAGUUUGUUUUCCAGGCAGCCGUUCCAAAGUCAUUCCAGCUGCAACUUCAGUCGCCCUCGGGUAACGCUCUGCCACCAAUGAAUGAUGGGUUUGUGGAACAAGUCAUCUGCAUCCAGAACCCCUCCAAGCAAGCCCUUCGAAUGAGGAUACGAAUGACAUACACCCAAAGUGGAAAUGCUAUUACAGAGAUGGGUGAAGUUUCCAAUUUUCCCCAAGGCCUAUGGCAAUAGCAUAGUGGUUGGCUGUUCUGUAGAGAUGACAAGUUUGCCCAGUCAUGGCUUCAAGUCUUUCAUGGAUGCCAAGUUUUGUAUAGUGAGUUCUUGGGAGCUGUAAAUCAAGUCCGGGACAGUUUCUCCAUGAUGGACUGACACACAACUGGAAGUGACUGAAUUCCAAGGCAGAUCUGAUGUUGUGGGCCUGCCAAGCUGAAUUGUGUGCUAAUAAUUUGAUGUUAAUCAGAUCUCGCAGUGCUAAAUUUUGUCUGUCAACCACUCCUCUGAUCAACUGGUGGAUAUUCACUGACUUCAGCAGUUAAUCAUGAACCAGGUACCUAUGUCGUUAUAGGUAUGUUUGAAAUCUUAUCUUAGUAUUUGUAGCCUGUAUGCUUCGCUCCAUGCUACGGACGUCGGCCUUGUUGUGAACAUGUUUAUUUAUAAGAAAUUUGGACAGAGGAAAUGCACAUGGAACAGAACUAUCACAUAUUUAUGUUUUGUUUUUGUUUUCAAGAUGGGCACAGAACAGUAAAAUGCAACGUUUGUAUUUUCUGUCACAUAGUUUGUGUUUAUUUUGUAUAUACUAUUGAUUAUAGUCGAACAGUGCAUGCAAGUCUGUUGGUGAACUCCGAUGUAUAAUCACCCACCUCGCCAUCAUCAACAUGCUGUGACGCCUUCAUUCACCAUCAUUGUAGGAAUACCCAAGGCAUUGAGUAGAACAAAUAGUAGAUCAAAAUAUGCAUGAUUGAAAUUGUAAUUAAUAAAUAUUUGUAUAUUCUUUAAUUUAUAUAAUCUGCCUGGAGAAGAUGUACAUAAGAUCUAAUACUGACUGUACAAUAUUCCUAUAUACGUCAUAUUUAUGAUUGAUAAUACGUGGGUCACUGUGGCAAUAUAUCUGGGUAAUUGCUCUUUUGGAGUGGAAGGAAAAGGGAUAGAUGUGAGUGGUUACUGUUUCUCAUGGUUGAUUUGCAUGUUAGAUCUGAAAUUAAGUUUCAUGCGACGAAACAGAUGUUGAGUUAUUAUUAGGUUCAAUCUGCUUCUUAAAGGGGGAUUAUGAUUAGGGCAGAUGGGCAGUCCCAUUUAGUUUUAUUUGUUUCAUUGUAAACUCACUGUCUUAAUUUUUCUGGCGUAUAUCAAUCUCACAGUUAAUUAUUAUCUGUAUGACACACACAGUGUCUCAGUUUCGCAUAUAGCUUUAAUUACAGUCUCGAGACCUUGAGACUUGAAAUGUGCACCAGACCACUGAGCAGAGUGCACCUUUAAGACCUUUUCUUGCAAGUUAGGCAUGAAUAUGAAAGACUUCUCUCAGUCUGAAGGUCACAAAGGAAACAAAAUCACCCAUUUAUUAAAACUUUGGCAAGAAGCAAAUAGUGUCCGCUGUGCAAGGGAUCAUCAUCAGUUUGGAAUGAGCUUUAGAAUGUAUUUAUCAGUAUGCCCUGCCUUUAGCCAAGAUAUGCAAGUAGCAAUGUGUCUUGUACUAUCAUAUGAUGAGGUCACCAUUGGACAGAUGUAUCGACACCUCAGGAGUCUUUCAGGAUUCAUGCUGAGGAGGACAGUUCAGUUGCUUUGAUGGUAUCUUUUGCAGCAAGUUGCUUUGAGAGUAUUUUUGGUGACAAGAGGACAUUAUUGCCUCUUGUACUAAGGACUUUUGUGUGACACAGGACUUGGUUUGAUUAUGUUGGUCUAGAACCCAUUUAUUGUUGAUGGAGGGGCUGUCUUAAACUUUGUCUUAUGUUGCAGAGAACAGGGUUGCAACAGGUUUGGCAAAUGAAUCCAUUGACAGGGUGUAAGGUACUUCAAACCCAAUGACUUUCCUUGUAAGUCAAAAGGACAGUAGCAAAAACACUACCAUCCAUUUGUUUACUUGGAAGUGUCUCCUGUUGCAUGUCACUUGCUCAAUGCAUGACAGCUUUCAGCAUUGCCAUUUCUAGGACUGUUGCAAUAGGGUUAGUUAUCCUUGAGCAGGAGUUGCAGAAAAGUGGUCCUGUGCUUGAAAUGUUUGGAUUUAUCUGGAGGAAUCCUGAAUCGUGCAAUCUCACCUUUGUUGACUUUCCUGCAUUAAAGAAUGAGUGAAAAUGUGACGUCGCAUCCGCAAUAUUUCAGCCAUAUAGCAAAAGGACAUUCAGUGCACUGAGGAUACAGCAUGAAAGGUUUAGAUUAAGAUUGUCCUAUCCAAAUACUGACUUAUCUUUUGGAUUAUUUUAUAACCGGUAAGAGCUUUGUGUCGAUAGAUCCCUGUUCUGUGGCUGCAUGUGUCCCUGGUUGGCCUCUGAGUCGGCUGUUUGUCGAUCUGAAUGUCUGCAUUUCAUCAAAUCAUCUCAUGAUGUCAUUCCAACCCUUGUCUACACAUUCUUCAUAUUAAAGUCAAUACCGUCAGGUUCAACACAGGCAGUGGUUCAUGUUUUCAUAUAUUAUCACUAUUUAUUUUCCAGCUAGAAAAUGUCUUCUCACCAAGGUAAUACUAUUUUUAUCAUGAGUAUUAUUUGUGCAGAUUGAUCCUAAAACUUUGAAACUAAGGGUCAUGGAACCUUGAAUAUUGUCAUAAUCUUUUUUAAAGUUCCAUUUAUAUUCUUUCAGGCCUGCUUUCCAACAAGACCUGACUGUAAAAUAUGGCUAUUGAUUUUGUUGUGAUUGUUUUGUGCUAUUGUUGUCACAGAAUGCAUGUUCUAGACCAGGAAGAUGGUGUACAUAUUCAGAUAAAAUUGCUAUUUGUAAAAUUCAGCUGUGCUUUGUAGAUACCGGAUGAAGUAUUGAUAAGACUGUAUAUAUGAACUAAGCCUGUCUGUGUAAAAUACUGUUUUUCUGUGCAAAGUGGUCAAUCACCACCGUGAUGAAGAGCUAUGGUUCAUUAUUAUCCUUCCAAAUAAAAAUUCAUGUCCAAAUA
Molecule: messenger RNA, 5559 nt
Organism: Haliotis rufescens (red abalone)
Lineage: Eukaryota; Metazoa; Mollusca; Gastropoda; Lepetellida; Haliotidae
Product: AP-1 complex subunit gamma-1-like
Exons: 23
Coding region: 198-2693 (831 amino acids)
Biological process (GO): receptor-mediated endocytosis; intracellular protein transport; Golgi to vacuole transport
Cellular component (GO): AP-1 adaptor complex; membrane coat; Golgi apparatus
Molecular function (GO): clathrin-cargo adaptor activity
Source: RefSeq, a predicted model, not a curated record